Molecule: messenger RNA, 2050 nt
Organism: Phaethon lepturus (White-tailed tropicbird)
Lineage: Eukaryota; Metazoa; Chordata; Aves; Phaethontiformes; Phaethontidae
Product: zinc finger MYM-type protein 2-like
Exons: 8
Molecular function (GO): zinc ion binding
Source: RefSeq, a predicted model, not a curated record
AUGGACUCGAGUCCUCUGGGAGGAUUAGAACUGUCUGAACAUAGUCCUGGUCUACUAGGGAAUACCACCAUGGCAACAGGCCUUGCAAAUGUAGGAAAUACAUUUGGAGGUCCACCAAGUUCUUUAGUUUCUAGACCUAAUAAAUUCCAAAAUUCAGCUAUAGAAGAUGACGAUGAUGUAGUUUUUAUUGAACCUAUACAACCUCCACAAAAUUCUACGUCCCUGAUAGCAGAUCAAAGGAACACUACAUUUACAUCAUCAAAAAAUGAAGAACUUCAGGGAAAUGACUGCAAAAUGCUUCCUCCUCCAAAAGACUUCAAUUCUCAAAAGGGGAGUAUAAGUGAAACUAUUAUUAUUGAUGAUGAAGAAGACAUUGAAACAAAUCAAGAACAAGAGAAGAAUGCUUCCGGUUUUAAUGAACGAAGGCUUCCAGAGUGUAAAAAUAGAACCAACGAUACGGAAUUCUCAGCUUCCAGUUUUUCAAGAAGUAAGGUAAAUUCAGGAAUAGGUAAUAGUGGUAUAACCACAGAACCAGACUCUGAAAUUCAGAUUGCUAAUGUAACUACAUUAGAAACAGGUGCUAUGAGCUCUGUGAGUGAUGGUCAUUUAGAAAAUGCUGAAGGGCGUGACAUGAACUUAAUGAUUACACAUGUAACAUCACUGCAGAAUGCCAACUUGGGAGAUGUAUCUAACGGACUGCAGUCAAGUAAUUUUGGUGUUAAUAUGCAAACAUACACCCCAUCUUUGACUUCACAGACCAAGACUGGUGUAGGACCUUUCAAUCCUGGUAGAAUGAAUGUGGCUGGAGAUGUAUUUCAAAAUGGAGAAUCUGUGACUCAUCAUAAUCCUGAUUCUUGGAUAUCCCAGUCAGCUUCCUUCCCUAGGAAUCAGAAGCAACCAGGUGUGGAUUCUCUGUCACCUGUCGCAUCACUUCCUAAACAGAUUUUCCAGCCUUCUGCCCAGCAGCAGCCUUCUAAACAGGUUAAAGUCACAUGUGCAAAUUGCAAAAAGCCUUUACAAAAGGGACAAACUGCAUAUCAACGGAAAGGAUCAGCUCACCUUUUUUGUUCUACUACCUGCCUGUCAUCAUUCUCACACAAACCCACUCCAAAGAAACUUUGUGUUAUGUGCAGAAAAGAUAUAACAACAAUGAAAGGUACCAUUGUUGCUCAAGUUGAUUCAAGUGAGUCUUUCCAGGAGUUUUGCAGUACAUCAUGCUUAUCCUUCUAUGAAGAUAAACAGAAUCCCUCGAAAGGAGUUUUGAAUAAAUCAAGAUGCACUAUCUGUGGUAAACUAACUGAGAUUCGUCAUGAAGUUAGCUUUAAAAAUAUGACUCAUAAGCUGUGCAGUGACCAUUGCUUCAAUAGAUACAGGAUGGCAAAUGGUUUAAUAAUGAAUUGCUGUGAGCAUUGCGGGGAGUAUUUGCCCAGUAAGGGAGCUGGAAACAAUAUUCUUACUAUUGAUGGUCAGCAGAAAAGAUUCUGCUGUCAGAACUGCGUUGGUGAAUACAAGCAGAAAUAUGGCAAAUUAACAUCUUGUACUGGCUGCAGAGCUCAGUGCAGGUUUUUUGACAUGACUCAGUGCAUAGGACCUAAUGGAUAUAUGGAGCCAUACUGCUCAACUGCAUGCAUGAACACACACAAAUCAAAAUAUGCAAAAUCACAAAGUGUGGGAAUUAUUUGCCACUUUUGUAAGCGAAACUCUUUACCUCAGUAUCAAGCCACAAUGCCUGAUGGAAAACUGUACAACUUUUGCAGUUCCAGUUGUGUAGCUAAAUUUCAGACACUCAGUGUCCAAUCUUCAACAAAUGGUCAGUUUGUCUCUCCCAGUGAUAUUCAGCUGAAAUGCAAUUAUUGCAAAAGUUCUUUUUGUUCAAAGCCAGAAGUACUGGAAUGGGAGAACAAAGUGUAUCAGUUCUGCAGCAGAGCAUGUUCUGAUGAUUAUAAGAAACUGCACUGCAUAGUUACAUACUGUGAAUACUGUCAAGAGGAGAAAACGCUACAUGAGACAGUGAAUUUCUCUGGCAUCAAAAGACCAUUUUGUAGUGAAG